Messenger RNA from Bactrocera dorsalis (oriental fruit fly), 745 nucleotides. RefSeq names its product acanthoscurrin-2-like. The record is from RefSeq and is a predicted model, not a curated record. Lineage: Eukaryota; Metazoa; Arthropoda; Insecta; Diptera; Tephritidae. The transcript has 2 exons. Bases 84 to 641 code for a protein of 185 amino acids.
UUCAAAAUCAAUUUGAUAUUCAGAAUAAAACAGUUUCUUUAAGAAUUCAGAGCCGCUAACAUAAUAUUUUUAUACAAAACGAAAUGCGUUACAUAUUUUAUAUGCUGUGGAUGUGUCUCGUGGCGUUAAGUGUUUUCGCAGCAGAAAUCGGACAGUUGGAGGCAGCAAGUAAAGCAGAAGAAUUGCUUUCCGUGGACGCAGGAGUCCAACACAGCGAAGAAAACGCACGCUCUGUGCGGCAGUUCGGUUUCGGAGGACCAGGUGGCUUUGGGCCAGGAGGCUUUGGCCCAGGUGGUGGGUUCGGAGGGCCAGGUGGCUUUGGGCCAGGAGGCUUUGGCCCAGGUGGUGGGUUUGGGGGAGGUGGCUUUGGGCCAGGGGGCUUUGGCCCAGGUGGCGGAUUCGGAGGAGGUGGCUUUGGGCCAGGGGGCUUUGGCCCAGGUGGUGGGUUUGGAGGAGGUGGCUUUGGGCCAGGAGGCUUUGGCCCAGGUGGUGGGUUCGGAGGAGGUGGAUACGGAGGGCCAGGUGGCUUUGGCCCAGGUGGCGGGUUUGGAGGAGGUGGCUUUGGGCCAGGGGGCUUUGGCCCAGGUGGCGGAUUUGGAGGAGGUGGCUUUGGUCGGCGUGGAUUCGGAGGUGGUUUUUGACGCAGGCGAGUUAUAAUAAGAAGUUUUUAUGUUUAAGGUUUUGAAGUGUUUUUUGUAAAAUUUGUACAAAUUUAAUAAAUAUAUUUCUAUUGGAAAAACAUAAA